ACCAGGACCCGAAAUUUUGCUCCGUUUCCGAUCGCGAACGCCGACCUCAACACCGACAGCAUACGGCGCUUCCGGGCCCAUCCACAACCACAAUGGCGGCCAGGAACGUGUCUCCCGGAGGAGCACUUCUCCGGACGUCGCGCAUGUUUGCGCUGCCGAACCCGAUCCCUCCACCGCCCCACGAUGGCCAAGCAGGCGCCAAUUUCCACUCGGAAACGGCCACGCUCGCGUUCCCGACUCACCAGAUCAUCACCACCCUGAGCGCCUCGCGGAAGCAGGGUGACUGGGGUCUCAAGCGGCCGCUGCCGCUCAAGUCCACAACCAAGUCUACGCAUGCGAUGCUGCGCGUCAAGGCCAUCGACACGAUCGAGCAGAUCACCGACUACAGCUCGGCCACGGACCAUGGCAUCACCCUUCGGAAGUUUCAGGAGUUGCACAUGCCCCUCACGGCGCGUCGGCCAGCCGGCGGUGACCACAAGGACAAUACAAGUACGAUGGGUCUGCCGCAAAAGUCCGUGUUUGAGGAUUCGCUCGACGUCACCGAUAUUCACCCGGAUAAGCGUGCCGAGGCCAUUGACAACCGGUGGAAGUUCACCGGGCCCUGGCUGGCCGGCAUGACCCAGGGCGAGUUCAACAAGUGGCUUGCCAAGGAAGUGCGCCCGAAGCGACCCGCAUUCCGCGAGUUCCUCAAGAAGAAGAUCGCCAGCGAGCUGCACGCGACUGCGGCCAAGGAGGCCCUUGAUAAGGGGCAAGAACAACCACCUGCCAUCGACCCGAGCUCGGUGACGGAGGAUCAGCUCCUCGACUACCUGCGCAAGCUACGACACGAUAACCAGGCACUCUACGACAUGGUCGGCCAGUUCCUCGACCUCGCGCCCCUUACACCUCCUACCGUCAGCCAGACCGGCCUUCCCACCUCCAAGGUCAGCCAGCUGAAGUUCACCGAAAUGAAGAACCCGUACGCUGAGCGUGGGCCCCCGGUCACGCACCCGUCGGCUGGCAUCUCGUACCUGCGCUCGUCCAUGUACAUGGAGAACCACCCGAUCUACGGGCCCCAGAAGCACCACUCGCCGGUGGUGGCCAGGAUCGUGAGGCCGCGUCGGCAGGCGCAAGCCAUGCCGGCCAAGCUUGGUGUGGCGGGCUUCAUUGUCGACACCCCACUGGGCGACACGGGCUCCAACUAUCGGUCGGGCUCGAGCGCCAUCUUUGACAGGCUCGACCCCAGCAUCGAGGGCGGCGCCAAGCUCUGGGUGCAGCCCAAGAUCGCGUCGGUCGAUUCCAGCGGGCGCGUCAUCUUGCGAGUGGACGACGCCUCGCGCGAGUCCACCCUUGUUGCGCAGGAGCUGCUCGGCAACGCCGUCUGCCUGGGCGCGAAGCCGGCCGAGGACGAGAUGAACAAGCGGGAGUCGGCCAGUGAUAUCAGGCAGAAAUACAGGGCCGCUGACACACCACCCACCAUGUCGAGUGCCCGAGACUACGGGCUGAGGGUGUAAAUGCCAGGGGCGGCGCAUUCAUUGGGCAUGGUUUGGGGUUGAGUGUACUGCGGCCGGUAUGGUCCCGGAAUUCUUGGGGUUGGGAGGAAGGGGUGGGGUGGUGUAGAUACAAUUGUAUCCAGAUCAUUGUACCAAUAAACCGAUUGUAGAAAUACAUACUGUCUGUAUCCUCACGGCUGAAGCCGAACCUGG
Thermothelomyces thermophilus ATCC 42464 is the source of this 1685-nucleotide messenger RNA. RefSeq lists its product as uncharacterized. Gene Ontology annotation, cellular component: mitochondrial small ribosomal subunit. The transcript has a single exon. Gene Ontology annotation, molecular function: structural constituent of ribosome. The coding region runs from base 93 to 1493 and encodes 466 amino acids. The record is from RefSeq and is a predicted model, not a curated record. Lineage: Eukaryota; Fungi; Ascomycota; Sordariomycetes; Sordariales; Chaetomiaceae. Gene Ontology annotation, biological process: mitochondrial translational initiation.